Paramecium octaurelia is the source of this 427-nucleotide messenger RNA. NCBI's taxonomy places the organism in Eukaryota, Ciliophora, Oligohymenophorea, Peniculida, Parameciidae. The record is from the annotation of a GenBank genome assembly.
AGGAUGAGAGAGUGAGGCACUUUAAAGCCCUAAAGAACCCCAUAGAAGACUUAAAAAAAAGAUCCUGCUAAAGAUAAACAAAAUCCUGAGGGGAUUUGGUUUAGCCAGGCUAUCCAUUAUAGAAAUAUGAUAUGCCCAUUCUAUGCUAAGGCCUGGAACCAAAUAGAAAUAUUCAAACACUCCUGCAACAUAAGUGUCUACCUUAUGAUCAAGAGAGGCUGUCGACAAUGACACAUCAUUCAUAUCAAAAUUAUCAUUAUUAGAGUUUACUAAAAGUUUGAAUAUAAAGAAAAUCAUUUUAUAGUUAUUUGAUAUAUAAUAACAUGUGAAAAUCAAUUAGAAUAUGAAUCCACAAAACCUUAAAUAUUGAAGAAUUUUAAAUUGCUAUAAUUAAUUCUCCAUACCUUAAUUUGUGCAAUUAAGCCCU